AGUAUUGAAAUAUCUUGGAGUAGUAGUGGCAGUGGUGGUGCAAAAUGAUGCAAUCUCAACAAAGGCAACUUCUCCGCCUCUCUUCCGCCGCCAACUUUAUCUUUCCCUCCCGUCCACCACCGCCACACCACCUCUAUUUUUCCGCCAGAACUACCAACCACUACACUCUUUGCUCUGCCCAACUCUCGGAGGAAGUCACCGCCAUCUCCUCCUCGCCUAUCCACUCUAUUCCUUCUCUCCUCUCUGCCUCCGGCGCCGACUCGUCUCUCCAGACCGCCGCCAGUCUUCUCAUAACCGGCGCUUUCAGUCUCUUUCUCUUCCGCACUUUCCGCCGCCGCGCCAGACAACAAAGAAAAUUGAGAUCAGCGCUAGCGGCGCCGUCUCUAGAGUUGAAAGGCAAGAAGAAGAAGGCGCCGCCAUCGGCAGAUGAGACGCUUCUCGGCGGCUUAAUAGCCGCUGCAUUUGGAAUAUUACUUUACAAACUCACCACCUCCGUUGAACACACUCUCAACAGCCAACCUCUCUCCCCCAAUUACUCGGUGCGCCAGAUCACCAUAACCAUUAGGACGAUAAUAAAUGGAAUGUGCUACCUGGCUACGUUUGUGUUCGGUUUCAACUCCGUGGGGUUGUUUCUAUACACGGGCCAACUCGCCAUGAAUCGUGAUCGCGUCAUUGAGGACAAACCAAAUUUCAACUCUAGUGAUCGAGAUCAAACCUCAGACAACCAAAACAAAACUGAUGGAUUCUAGUUUACGAACGACCUCUUGUAUUCUAUCAUUAUACACACGAGUACGACAACAUGUAGUACAUACAUACACACCAAGUAAAAUACCAUUAGAUACAUCAUGUCUCUGUUAUUUUUCUUGAACUUGUGAUUGAAUUAAGUGGUUGCAACUCCAUGUAGUUUUUUGCUUCGGUA
This is a messenger RNA of Salvia hispanica, 919 nucleotides long. RefSeq lists its product as uncharacterized. Gene Ontology annotation, cellular component: chloroplast thylakoid membrane. The record is from RefSeq and is a predicted model, not a curated record. Lineage: Eukaryota; Viridiplantae; Streptophyta; Magnoliopsida; Lamiales; Lamiaceae.